Molecule: messenger RNA, 1359 nt
Organism: Wyeomyia smithii (pitcher-plant mosquito)
Lineage: Eukaryota; Metazoa; Arthropoda; Insecta; Diptera; Culicidae
Exons: 1
Coding region: 1-1359 (452 amino acids)
Biological process (GO): DNA integration
Molecular function (GO): nucleic acid binding
Source: RefSeq, a predicted model, not a curated record
AUGAAGAUAGUUCAACAUGUUUGUGCAGCAUUAAAAUUCAACAAUUGGGCUCCAGAAUUACGUGCAUAUGAAUCUCAAAAGCUUGAUCUUCAUUCCCUCGGCUCUCUGCUUUUCAAAGCCGAUAAGAUCGUGCUACCAAAAUCAUUACGCAAAUGGGCUUUGGAAGCGGCACACUGUGGUCAUGUCGGCGAGAUGGCCAUGAAAAGAGUUAUGCGGGAAUUUUUUUGGUGGCCAGGAAUGGCUAAAGAAACCGAAACGUUUGUGAAGAAUUGCGAAACCUGCACCAUGCUUGCGAGAAGGAAUCCUCCAAUACCCCUGUCGUCGAGAGAACUUCCCGAUGGCCCUUGGGAAAUCCUCCAAAUAGAUUUUCUUUCGGCUUCGGGAUUCGGUUCAGGAGAGUUUCUAGUACUAGUGGAUACGUAUUCCCGGUUUUUAUUUGUCAUAGAAAUGCAUAGAACAACGGCCGAAAGUACGAACACUGCACUUUGCGAGAUUUUUAAAUUAUGGGGGUGUCCGAAGAUUUUGCAGAGCGAUAAUGGGCCACCUUUCCAGAGUGCCAUCUUUCGUAAGUUUUGGGAAGAUAAGGGCGUAAAGGUACGAAAGUCAAUUCCCUCAAGUCCACAAUCCAACGGAAUGGUCGAACGCCAAAAUCAGAGUAUUACUAAAGCCUUGGCAGCAGCUAGAAUUGAUGGAGUCAAUUGGCGUACAGCUUUGCAACGGUUUGUACACAACCAUAACACCCUGGUACCCCACUAUAGACUAAAGGAUACACCAUUUGAACUAAUGGUUGGGUGGAAGUACCGGGGUACGUUCCCUAGCCUUUGGAGUGAAACUAGUGAGAAGUUGUUAGAUCGUAUUGACGUGCGUGAAAUUGAUGCAGAAGCCACAUUAGUGAGCAAAAAGUAUGCUGACACGACCAGAGGUGCUAAGACUUCCGACAUUCGUGUUGGAGACGAAGUAUUAAUUGCACAGCAAUGUAAAUCGAAGACGGACCCCACAUUCUCUGCGGAAAGAUACACGGUUAUAACGAGACAGGGUGGAAAAGUGGUGGUAAGAAGCGACAAUGGCGUUCAAUACGCUCGAAACGUGCAAGAUGUGAGAAAAGCACCGAUUAGAUAUGAGGAAGAACCGGAUGAGGAUGAGAUGAGCGAUUUUAACAACAAUCAGCAGUUGAGGAUGGAAUCGGAGUUCCGAAAUGGCAUGGUUGCACUACCAGAGAACGGUGAAGGUGAAUCAGAGGCUAAUAACUUUCCAGGACCUGCUACAGAUGAUUUUCAAAAUUCAACAGGCCGAAAGCUUCGUUCUAGAUUUGGGUUGAAGAAGCCUGCAAGGUUCUUCGUCUACAGAAUUUAUCAGUAA